Molecule: messenger RNA, 3446 nt
Organism: Amphiprion ocellaris (clown anemonefish)
Lineage: Eukaryota; Metazoa; Chordata; Actinopteri; Pomacentridae
Gene: boka
Product: BCL2 family apoptosis regulator BOK a
Exons: 4
Coding region: 368-1000 (210 amino acids)
Biological process (GO): regulation of apoptotic process; intrinsic apoptotic signaling pathway in response to DNA damage; extrinsic apoptotic signaling pathway in absence of ligand
Cellular component (GO): mitochondrial outer membrane
Molecular function (GO): protein heterodimerization activity; protein homodimerization activity
Source: RefSeq, a predicted model, not a curated record
GACUGUAAACUGGAGAGAAUCUUCCAGAGUUUCAGAGGCAGUAAAUCCUCUUUUCAUAACAGUCUGUGAUCAGAACCAGUUUCCUGCUCAGAUAAAAUGCUUCCUGUUUAGGAUGAUACUGUGGAUAUUAGUGUGUCAACAUCGAGUGAGAGUCAUUUAAACGUCAUAACUUCAUUCUAAGGACGAAGCCUGUUUUUUUGCGCGUUUGGAUUUAUAACUUUAAUGUUCCUCCUCCUCCAGCCCGGGCUCAGAUGACAACACGUUGACUGCGUUUGCAUCUGGAAGCUUUAUUUGUCAUCAGAAUAAUCCGUGAGUGUCCUGCAGGAUAAUCUGCAGAGGUCCUGCUGCAGGAGGCGGAUGAGUGGGCAUGGAGAUGUUGCGCCGCUCCUCUGUGUUUGCGGCUGAAGUGUUUGACCGAUCGCCCACCGACAAGGAGCUGGUGUCCCAGGCCAAAGCUCUGUGCAGAGACUACAUCCACUCCAGGCUGAACCGGGCCGGGAUCGGCUGGUCUAAACCCGAGCACGGACUGGCUGCAUCAGGUGGGACUCUGGGAGAGGUCUCUGGUGUCCUGCUGUGGCUGGGUGAUGAGUUGGAAUAUCUUCGUCCCAACGUGUAUCGCAACGUCGCCCGACAGCUGAACAUCACAGUAGCUUCAGAGAGCAUUGUGUCUGAUGCCUUCCUGGCUGUCGCUGCAGACAUUUUCUCCACAGGUGUGACAUGGGGGAAGGUGGUUUCCCUGUACGCUGUGGCAGGAGCUCUGGCGGUGGACUGUGUUCGCCACGGUCAUCCUGCUAUGGUCCACACCAUUGUGGACUGCAUGGGGGAGUUUGUCCGCAAGAGUCUGACCUCCUGGUUAAAGAGGAGAGGAGGCUGGGCAGAUAUGACCAAAUGUGUGGUGAACACUGAUCCCAGUUUCCGUUCUCACUGGCUGGUGUCUGCUGUCUGUGCCUUUGGACACUACCUGAAGGCCGUCGUGUUGUACCUCCUCAGGGAGAAGUGACAGUCGCACACUGGACCCAGCAGACGGACCUGCACUGCACACCACCACCACUGAAGCAUCCACUGCUUUGGAUUAUGUUUACACUCAUUUGCACUGAGCCUUCGUUGAUGAACACCUAUUCAUUUCACAGAGAACAAACUCUCCUCGCUUCUUUUUCUUCUAUUUAUUGUUUUAUUGUGGCACACUUUUGAUGUGAGGAUAUAAAAUCACAUUCUAUACAUUCACUUACUGCAGAACUGCCUAUUGUUGCUGCCUGGUUGACAGUGAUUUGGCUGCCUCUAGUGGUAACUGAUGUACUGUACAUUUAAAGGUCCCAUAUUGAAAAUCUAUUUUUAGUGGGGGGUUUUUUGUGUGUCUUUAAAACCUGGAGGUGUUAAAAAAAAAAAGAAAAAAAAAGUGAGUUUAUGAAAAUGUUUACUGCUGCUGUUCCUCUCACCCCUCCCACCUCAGUUAGAUGACCUCCCAGUUUUACAGUCCGGUUAGAAUUUUAUUGAGGUAAUGUGUAGAAACCAAAAGUCAGUGAGCUAAAAAUCUGCGUAAUCCUUCAAAUCCUGGCUGCUGCUUCCAGGUGAACCAUUCAUAAUGACCUGCCUCAGUCCACCACAAUUAUUUACUUCCUAGAGCUGCUUCUGCUGUCACGAGCAAAACUCACCAAAUGUUCUGUUACUGGCUGUAAGAGUGAAUACAAGUCUUCAUGCACUCCCAGCAUCUUGGCAGUGUCCCCACAACAAUAGGAAAAUCAUUAGUGUUAGCAUGUUGUGUGGUUAACGUGGCUAAUGUCACCAUUAGCUUUGAUCAUAUGUCCACAGGUCAGAGCUUUGUGGAAACUUUGAGAGCAAUUUGAAACCGUUAAACAAAGACUGAGAGGCUUUCUGUGUUUUCAUGGUGCCUGUUGUGGUCCAGUGUAUAUGUGCUCACAGAUGCUGUGUUCUAAAACAGUAGAAUUCCCAGUGAAGCUGUUCUCAGUUUUAUGUUCAAUGAAUGAAAUGCAGGUUAUUUGAACCAUAUGUUAGCCAGCGGUCACUUCAGAGUCAAUUACAAUCUGCAUCACUAAAAUACUGACUUCAUAACCGUAACGUCAUCUGACAAAAUCGUCAUACACGAGUUCAAAGCAGCUGCUGUGCCGUUAAUUUGGCGAUAUUCCUUUGUAAAAUGAUCGCACAGAGAGAAAGUCUGAAGUGAUAUAAAGUCCAGUUCUUACACAUUCUUUCAUGCUGGUGUUGACUUUCAUGUGGUCAAAUGUUUUGCUCGCUUGUGAUCACAAAGGCAGAGAGAGUCUUCUUCCUGAAGGGGGCGUGGACAGCAGCAGUUAAGCCAUAUUUAAAGCAACAGACACAGAAACAGUCUGUUUGGAACAAGGCUAAUACCAGGAGUUCUACUGUCAUGGUGAAAGAAUCUUCUUUACACAUUCUGGGAACAUGUGAGACUUAUAUUAAUUUGCUGAAAAGCGGCACAAUAUGGGACCUUUAAAAGUCAGCUGAGAAUAUUCCUCAGGAUUCUGAGGCAGUUCAGGAGGACUUGGGGUGUUAAUGUGUCUCCUUAUUUUCUUUUUUCACUCUUCCUUCACAUCUUUGCUCCUCCAAAUGAGGAUGUGAGGAAGUAAACACCUGUAUCUUUUCGCUGUAAUCUCUUCCAGAAGCCUCCUUACUUCUUGUCUCCUUUAGGUCCAUUCCGUUGAUUAGAAAAUCCUCGGAACUCCAGAGGAGGAGCAAUAUUCAGAGGAUGGAAGUGGACGCAAGGGAGCCCAAAUUAACAUGAUGAGCACCUUUUUUUUAAUUUUUUAUUUUCCUGGGUGUUAUAUGGAGCCCAAAAGAGUAAAACAUGCAAAUUUUUCUCAGACUAAGGGACUGUACAAAAAUGGUUAUUUGGUGAGGUUCAGAAACAGGGAAGGUUUCUGAAUCUUUUGUCUGAAUAUUUCAGGACAGCAGUUAUAAAUACAUAUUUGCAACUUGCCCUACUAAUUGGUGAAGUAAAACCAUUUUUCCUGAAGUUCCAUUAAUUGGGAUAUGAGAUGUAAUUUAUUUAUGCUUUUUGUCUUUUAGUUAUUAUUAGUAGAGAGAGUUGCACUCACUGCUUUUACUUUGUGUUUGAAAAUUAGUGGAGAAUAUUUAAGUGUUCAAGUUAAUUGGAAGAAGUUUUUUCAAAAGAUUCGGAAUAAGCUCCCCUCACUAAACUAAUGCUUUAUGUAGAGUCCCUAUUGUGUCAUUUAAUGCAGCUUUUCUCCACCUUUGUUGUUCACUGUGAGACUGUGUUAAAUUGCUGCUCUUUGCAGUGAUGCAAGUUGCAGCAUGUUUUCUAUGAGCACUUUAAUAACAUUUCAUUUUAUGGGUAGAAUAUGUUCCACAAAUAAUUUCACUUUUAUAUGGCAUGUGGCACUACAAACAAAACCAGUAAAUGUUUGUGAGUCAUCUGCAAUGUACAUAUUAAUAAAUGGUUGUUACGACAA